Molecule: messenger RNA, 4500 nt
Organism: Glossina fuscipes
Lineage: Eukaryota; Metazoa; Arthropoda; Insecta; Diptera; Glossinidae
Product: structural maintenance of chromosomes protein 4-like
Exons: 2
Coding region: 1-4500 (1499 amino acids)
Biological process (GO): mitotic chromosome condensation
Cellular component (GO): chromosome
Molecular function (GO): protein binding; ATP binding
Source: RefSeq, a predicted model, not a curated record
AUGAGUACAAAACGCAAACAUUUAUCCGAUAAUUUAGAUGAGCAUGUAUCUAAUAAACGUAAAGUAGACGAGAAUACGUUAACGAUUUUCGAAGCAAAUCUAGAAGUGUCCGAAACACAACAACACUUACAUGCAGAAGGGGCCAGCACGUCCGCCAAGCAAGACGCACCACAUGACAUUGACGUCGUAAUGUUGGAUGAUGAGACUGACGGUUCCACAUGCAUUGGUAAUGUUCGUAUACCCUCACCGAUACCGCCAUACUCUUAUGCAAGAAAUGAAGGGCCCCGUUUGAUUGUCAAAAGUAUCGAAAACGAGAAUUUUAAAAGCUUUGCUGGCAAAGUACUUCUAGGACCAUUUCAUCAUAAUUUCAAUGCAAUUCUAGGACCGAAUGGCAGCGGCAAAAGUAAUGUAAUGGAUUCCAUAUUAUUUGUUUUCGGUUCUCGUAUAAAUUCGCUGCGAUGUAAAAAACAUUCAACUUUAAUACAUAGUUCAGCUCGUUACCCAAGCGUAGACAAUUGUUCGGUGGCUAUGCAUUUUUGUCAGAUUUCCGAUUCUGAAGAUGGUUCUUGUCAAGAAAUACCCAACAGUGAGUUUAUCGUAAAACGGACAGCUUUCAAAAAGGGCACAUCUUUCUAUUCUAUAAAUGGCGAAAAGGUUCAGUUUAGUGCAGUAAUCUCUCUGCUAAAGGAACAUAAUAUAAAUGUGAAUGGUAAUCACUUUAUAGCACUGCAAGGAGAGCUUGAGUCAAUUGCAUUAAUGAAACCAAAAGGUAAGACGAAAACUCAGUGCGGAAUGCUGGAAUAUCUCGAAAGAAUAAUAGGCACUGACCGUUACAUCGAACCUUUAAACACGAUCAUGAAACACAUUGAAGCGUUGACUGAAGAAAGUGAAGUAAGGCAUGAUCUUUGCCAAUUGGCCAAACAUGCAAUGGAAAGUUUAAAACAACCAUACAACAAAGCUAUUCAAUAUCUGGAGCAAGAAAAUGAGAAUAUUCGCACUAAAAACCUUAAAAUACAAAAAUCUAUCAAUUUACUCGAACGCGAAAGGCUAACCGAAAGUCUACAUAGGGAAGUGGAAACAAUGAAGGAAGCCGCUCAAGAAGAAAUUGUGAACUUCGAAAGUUUAAUUCAGAAAAAGUACAAUUUCGAACAAGAAAAAGAAAAGGUCUGCAAAAGCUUCACGGAAAUUCAGCAGGUUAUGGUAAACUUAAAUCAAAUGCGUAACGAAAAUAAAGUUCAAAUGAAAAUGAUCGAAUCUAAAUCGAUAGAACUGUGCGCAAUACGCGACAAGUAUAAACAAGAAAUGGAAGAAGGUGAAGAACAAUUGAAGCAAAUAGUCGCACAAAGCACCGAACAGGAGAGACAACUUCAAUGCAACUAUAAACAAAUAGAAGACCAGGCUAAGCCACUACUAGCAGAGCGUGAGAUACUAGAAUCCGAGUUAAUGAAAUUGCAUGCCAAGGUAGAUGUAACAAAAGCUGAUUUGUCUCUAUUAGAAUCAGAAUUGAAGAUACUAAAGUACGAAGAAGUAAGCGAGACAAGUAAAUACGAUUCUAUGAGAAGCUCCUACGAAGAAUCGCAGAAUGCUUUAAAUGAGAAAAAAACCAUUGCUGAAGAGCUAAACGAAAACUUACAGGUCAUCAAAAGUCAAGCUGAAGAAAACUUAACAAUCUUCCGAAAAUUGGAAGAAACCCAGCAGGGUGUGGUGGCACAAUUAAUGAAAGUCAGAGCUAAGAUCAAUGAGAUCAUCACAAUUAUGCGAUCCAUGCCUUCAUAUAAUAAUCAAGCACUUGAUUCCUUGAUGGGUCAAAAAAUCGAAGGAAAGAUACCUGGGAUAUUUGGACGUUUGGGCGAUUUGGGUGCUAUUGAUUGUAAAUAUGAUGCGGCGAUUUCCGCCGCCUGUGAUGCCUUGGAUGGUAUAGUCGUCGAGAAUGCAGAUGUCGCUCAAAAAUGCAUUGAAUAUCUGAAAUACAAUGGCCUAGGUAGAGCUUCUUUCAUACCAUUAGAAAAUAUAAAACAUUUAGAGACGGAUUCAGUUCCUUUUCAAGCACCCGAAAAUGUCCACCGUUUAUAUGAUUUAGUGCAUGUGGAAGAUAAGCGCAUUUUACCAGCAUUUUAUUUUGUUCUACAUGAUACCUUGGUAGCUGCUGAUUUGGAACAAGGUACCCGUAUUGCCUACGGUACAAAACCAUAUCGUGUCGUUACACUUAAUGGUGAAGUUAUUGAAAUUUCUGGCCUUGUGUCUGCUGGUGGCUCUGUGCAAAUGCGCGGCAAAAUGGGUACGAAGAUUCAGAAGCUACCCCUCGACACGCCAGUUAUAUCUCAGAAAACACUUGAAAACUUGCAUACUCAGGCCAAACAAUUGCAAUCUGAAAUCGAUUUCAAUCAAGAGCAACAAAGUCUAGUCGAACGUGAAAUGCAGCAAUUAAUGAACACUCAACAGCGUACUGAGAUUGAAUUACAAAAAAUACUCAUAACUGCUCGGAGUUUGGAAAGACAAUUGCCUUACAGUUUUACACAAUUGGAAGCACAAAGAACACGCUUGCAACAGACCGUAAUCGAUGCGAACAAUGUCGAAAGAAUUGAAACUGAAAUUGAAAUGAAAAAGAAGAGUUUAACAGAAGUUAAAGACAUUGCAAGUGCGAUGUCCGAAAAAGUAACGCAAAUUAGAAUUCAAAUUGAUUCCAUAUAUGGAAAUACUCAAAUAAACGUCCAAAAUAAAAUAAAUUAUUUAGGCGAGCAGGCAGAGCAAGUCAGCAAUAAACUUUCAAAGAUAAAAGGCAAACUGACCGAAUUAGAACGCAAUAUUAAUAGAAUAGAUACGCAAAUUAAAGAGUCGCAAAUGGAAAUCGGAAUAACCCAGGAUAGAUUAACAGAAUUGGGUGCAGAACGUCAAGCCCGUGACAAUAACAUUGCUGCGUUUUCUCAACAAAUCAAAGAGAUUGAUGAGAACAUUGACAAGCGAAGAUUAGAAUCAUCAGCCAUAUAUAACGAAAUGCAAAGACUGAAGAAGCGUGAAACUGAUUUGAAGAUUGAAAAGGUGGAUAUUGAAAAGAAUCUUCAAUCGGUGAUUGACAAAAUAUCAAAUCUAAAAUCUCAAAUAACAUAUUUUCAUAAGGAAUUGAAAUCGUUGAAUUUACAUGAAAAAUCCCGAAGUGGAGGAAGUCAAAUCUCUUUAAAAACGUACACCGAAGUAGAAUUAGCUUCUCACACUCUGCAGGAUGUACAAUAUAAAGAUGAGCUCGAGGAAAGUUUGCUAAAGAACAGGCCUAAUCUAUCUUGCAUUGAUGAAUAUAGGGAAAAGCGAUGCACCUAUUUGAAACAGGUCAAAAUUCUGGAUACCGUCACCCGUAAACGUAACGAAAUGCGCAAAUCAUACGAGAAUCUUCGUAAAAAACGCCACAACGGUUUUAUGGAAGGUUUCAAAAUUAUUAGCGACAAACUAAAAGAAAUAUACCGCAUGUUGACCAAAUGUGGCGAUGCGGAGUUAGAAUUAGUCGACUCUAUGGACCCCUUUGUUGAAGGUGUGUCGUUUAACGUAAGGCCGGAAAGAAAGGCCUGGACAAAUAUUUGGUGUUUAUCGGGCGGCGAAAAAGCGCUAUCCUCACUGGCCUUAACCUUUGCUUUAUAUUAUUUUAAGCCCACGCCAUUGUAUUUCAUGGAUGAGAUAGACGCUGCUUUAGAUUUUCAGAAAAUCUCCAUCGUGGCAAAUUACCUCAGGCAAGGUGUAAGGGGAGCCCAACUUUUAGUCAUCACGCUGAGACCGGGUAUGUCUGACUUGGCUGAUCAUUUAGUAGGAAUUUACAAAAUACGUGAUUGUAGUGAGUCAGUAUGUUUGAGAAACAUGCAUCCACCACUUCCGCCGAGGGUCCCAUGCAAUCCACAGACACAAUCACAAACAACUUAUUUACCAAUUGAGUUGAGCGUGCAAGCUUGUACGUUGCCAGAUGAAAAAUCGCUUAUUGCGGAGACUUCAAGCAAUGUAUGCCACUAUCCCGAAAAGCAAAACGCCUUGUCUCAAAAUAAGAACACAUAUAUAAUUUUCGAUAAUAAUAGGAACGAGAAAAAUUACGAUAAUAGCGAAAAUGACGUAGUGGAUCUGACACAAAGCAAUUUAAAUGUUGCAAGCGAUUGUAUAAUUAUUAGCAGUCAGGAUUCGUUAUUUGUAAAUCAAAACGCUUCUCGAACCGACUUUACCUUGCCUAUUUCUCAAACUCGAAAUGCCCCGGAUACUAUCAGUCUUAGUUCAACGCUUUCAUCUGAAAAUGACACGGCUUCUCAUAACCUAAUUCGAAAUCUUUAUUCGUGUAUCGAAAGCUCUAUGACCAUUGAUAGCAAUUCAAGUUCUAUACUUCGUAGCGACACUGAUAAGGCAGAAGGAACCUUUCAAGUGCAAAAACUUGCAAAUCGAAAUAUGUGUGCUACUGAUGAUAUUAUAAUUAUUGAUAGUCAAGCAAGCAUUUCUUCAAGACUAGCAAGUGAUAUUGAUUCCUUUGGCUAA